GGGGAGGAGUCGGGGCCACCCCCGCCCCCAGCCCCACGUCGGUGCCACCCGCGGAGAUGAAAUGUGAGCCCGGGUGGCCCAGGACGCCGGAGCGGCUGCCUCGCCUGCCGCCUGAGCGCCGCGGGCAGAGACAAAGAGACCUCGGCCCCAGCGCAGCCCCGCGCGCCCCGGCCGGGCUCCCCUCGAAGACGCUCAGGGCAAUGGCCCGGUCCCCGCGCGACCCCCCUCUCGGGAGCGCUGCCCUCUCCCUCUGACCGCGCUCCGGCUCCUCCGCGGCCCGGGCUCUCCCUUCUCCCCCCCCAUCAGCCCUCUCUCCAGUCUGUGCGUCUGUCCGUCUGUCCUGGCGCGCAACCUCCGGCCACCGGCUUGGAUGGACGCGCUGAGGCUGCCCGGGGGUCCAGGAAUCUUGCUUCCGAAGCUGGUCCUGCUCUUUGUCUACGCAGAGGAUUGCCUUGCUCAGUGUGGCAAAGACUGCAGAUCUUACUGCUGCGAUGGGGCCACGCCCUACUGUUGUUCCUACUACGCCUAUAUUGGGAAUAUCCUCUCGGGCACCGCAAUUGCUGGCAUCGUGUUUGGAAUUGUAUUCAUCAUGGGGGUCAUUGCUGGGAUUGCCAUAUGUAUCUGCAUGUGCAUGAAAAACAACCGGGGGACCCGGGUGGGCGUCAUCAGGACCACCCACAUCAAUGCCAUCUCCUCCUAUCCUGUGGCACCACCGCCCUAUAGUUAUGACCAUGAGAUGGAAUACUGUGCCGACUUGCCGCCUCCCUACUCUCCCACCCCACAGGCUUCCGCGCAGCGUUCUCCACCCCCUCCUUAUCCUGGAAAUUCAAGAAAACAGUCCUUCUCCCAGAACAGAAUAUGUGCCAAUCAGAGAUCUUGCUUGGAAUAAAAGGCUUGCUCUAAGGAAUAUAUUUUUGGGUGAAACAAUACGUCAAGUGGAAUGUCCAGGCUAAGAAACACUGAGUUUUUAUCCUUCUCUGAGCUGACCCCAUCUGACGUACUGCUCGAUUUGAUGGUGUCAUAUCUGAAGAGAUGUACCAGUCAAUAUAAGCACAUUCAGAGAAGAGUAACAAGAUAGACAAAACAUCUGAAAAUCAUGUUGCUUAAGGAAAUUGCAAUACUGAUCCUGGAAAAGAGAAGAAUUAGGAAAGACAGGAGGACAGCCUGGACUGCCUAAGGAGACAACUAUAUUCUGCAUUGCUUUAAAAGUUGGAACAAGAAUUAUUCAUUCUUUCGUUCAUCAAUAAAUACUAUUCAAGUGCCUAAGAGCUCACUCUGUGUCUUCCACUGUUUGUGAAGCACUGGAUGGAAGCUACAGGAACUUUGGUUUCUGGAUGAGAACAAGGAACUUUGGUUUCAGUAUAAGAAAGAGGAGUUGGAGCUUCCUUAUUCACUGGAUUGUUUUGUGAAGUUCUCUAUUACCAAGACUUCAAACAGAAUCUGUCUAUCUGAUAGAGACAUGCUCUAGAAAGGACAGCUAAAUCAAAUGGUAGAUGGAUCCACUGGGCCCCAAACAUUCUGUUUAUGUUUUAGGUAAGUGUGAAGUAAGUCUCUAUGCCUCCAAGAAUUAAAACAACUGGAAGAGUUGAAUCUUCUCUAUUUAGUUUGACAGCUAAAACAGGAUCAAAGGGACUCAACAGCUGCUUAAAGCCAAGUGCUAGCUACUGCUAUCUAAAAAUCAUGUGACUUUAAGUAGUGUUUUAUUAUGAAAAAGGUUAUUCCAACUGUGGGGGGGGGGACCGUAUUGAGUUCCACAAGCGACAAAUACUUCUCUUCAGAUUAAGAGAUUAGAAGCCAAAUAUUCCCAUGGGAUUUUACAUCAAGGAGUAGACUCGUAGAACUUGACAAAAAAGAUAUACAACAAUUUACAAAAAGAAGAGAGGAAAAUAAAAUUUGGAUUCUGUUCUGUGGAACUCCAUUCAUAUGUAGCUUAGUCAAAUUUGUUUCCCUUUUCUUUUGUAAUACUUUAAAAACCUACUCCCUUGAAAAAGUUAUACAGUUAAUAGAAAGGUUAUGAUAGUGACACCAAACGAUUGCCUUUUGCCAAAAUCCAAAUGUUACGAAGUGCCUACCUUCAACUAUAAAAGUUUUUUACUAAAUAAUUCUAAUGUGCCAUAUUUUGCUGCAAGUAACCUUAGCAUUUAUAUUUUUAUGUGGGUCCUUUCAUGUUUUUAAAAUUUACAUUGACAAAAUAUUGGGGGAGAGUGAUGUCACCAAGAUGGUGACAUACAUCAUUGCUGAAUUUGCUCCCCCUCACAAGAAGAACAAGUAACAACUAUCCAAAACCAGACACCACUGAGAGAAUCCUAGAACACAGGAGUGAGGCUGAAGCACCCCCUGAACUUCAGAGACCAAGACAGACUAUAGUAGAGGGGUAAGAGAAGCGACUACAUGUUGACUGCAUUGCCCCUCCCUCAGGACAGUGCAGCACCACGGGAAGAGAUAUCUCCUGAGCCUCCAGUUCCUCCAGUGGAAAAGAGAACCCAAAGGAGGACAACUAACUGCCCUCCCCGCCCCAGGAUGGUGGAUCACUCUGUGGCAACCCCUACUCUGAUCUCAUACCACUGGAAUUGCAGGGCUCAGCCACUGUAAAUAUAACUGUGACAGAGAAUGAGGAGGAGCUUGCAACAACCAGCCCAUGGAUGUUGGCAGACCAAGUUCAUACUGGCAGUGCCCAAAUAGUAAUCUCAACCAGGGGCUUUGCUCAUCUGUAGAGCCAAGUUGGGAGCACACUCUGACCAGGGAACCCAGAGGGGUGCAGAUCUGCCUUAUUCACAUCCUCAAACAAGAAGUUUGUCAGCCCUACAGCCCACUUUUCUCACACCCAGGAAGGGUACUGAGUCACAGCCCCGCCAACUGUGGAGAUUGCCUUCAGCCCCAUCUGACCGGAAGGGCUAGAGACGGCUCCUGGAAGCUGCGUGACCGAGUGACACUUGAGCUGAAAGAAGAGCAGACAGAGGUGAUAGUUUGCAGAGCCAAUGGCCUCAUUUGGCCAGGGAACUUGUGGUGUGGGUCUGCUUGAGUUAAGGCAACAAAGAGCUGUACUGGUUUUAGAGCUGCUCCUCUUCUUGCAUCCAGGCAGGGAAUCUAAUUCAUAGCCUUGCUUAUUGCUGAAGACAGCCUGCAGCCUAUCUGAGCAGGGAGCUUAACCAGAGCACACAGGAAGCUGCAUAGCCCAUCUAACAGCCCUACAUACCGUGGGACUCGAAGAGAGUGCAGCCCUUGGCUUCCUCCAUCUGCAGAGCAUCACCUGACAAGGGAAUUCAGUGGACACUCAGGCCUGAUUUGUGCCCCAAACAAUGAUUUGUAUGGGUCCUGAGCCCUGGCUGCUGCCCUGCCAGAGCAGAGAAGCAGGUAAGAUAGCUCCAUCUACUACUGAAUAUGGACCCAGUCCCAAACAUCUAGUAAGUCUGAGCAGAGAAUAAGACAACAGAGGACCCCAUCCUAUAGCUUCAUAUGGAUAGGGAACCAAGCCAGCAAUCAUAUCCAAGUAUUUUCAGCCAGUGGUAAACACACUCCAUCCCUCUCUUCAGUGUUUGAAUAGAUGCCUUGCCCAAAGAAGUCCAUAAUAGCAGGUCCCACCUGCCCAAAGGCAUUCCAACAGACACACCCACCUAAAAUGAGCUGACUACUGAAGAGCUAUUUCUGCCAAAACAAACCUGUAAAGUCUGGAAAAGGAGGUUAAUUACUCAAAUGCUCAGGGCUACCUGGGUGGCUCAGUCAGCUAAGUGUCUGACUUCAGCUCAAGUCAUGGUUUCACAGUUUGCAGGCUCAAGCCUCACGUCAGGCUCUGUGCUGAUAGAAAGCGCCUAGAACCUGCUUCAGAUUCUGUGUCUCCCUCUCUCUCUGCCCCUCUCCAACUCUCUCUCUCUCUCAAAAAAUAAGUAAACAUUAAAAAAAUUUUUUAAUUACUCAAAUGCUCAGAUACCUAUGCAAGAAAUCAAGUCUCAUGAAAAAUCAGGUAAAUACGUCACCACCAAAGGAAACAAAUUAAGCCCCAGUGACUGACCCUAACGAAAUGGAAAUCUAUAAACUAUCAGACAAAAAAUUCAGAAUAAUACUCCUAAGGAAGUUUAGUGAAUGAUGUGAAAGCAGAGACAAACAACUAAACAAAAUUAGGAAAACAAUGCAGGAACAAAAAGAGUUUGACAAAGAAAUAGCAACCAGCAAAAAAUCAAAACAAAAACAGAAAUCCUGCAGUUAAAAGAUACAAUAACUGAACUGAAGAAUUCAAUAGAGAGUUUCAAAAGUAGACCUAAACAUGUAGAGGAUCAAAUCAGCAACCUGAAGGAUAGGGCAUUGGAAAUUACCCAGUCAAAGGAGAAAAAUGAAAUUAAAACGGCAAAGAAAACCCUAUGGAAAUUAAAGGAUAAUGAAAACCAACAAUAUUUGCAUCAUAAAUUCCAAAGGAAUAAAAGGAGAAAGGGACAGAGAGUCUAUUUAGAGCAAAAAUGGUUGAAAACUUACUGAACUUGGGGAGAUAAAUGGAUAUCUAGAUCCAUGAGGCCCAAAGGAUCCCAAAUAGGUUGAACCUAAGGGUAUAGGGCUACUCUAAGAGACAUUAUAAUUAUAUUGCCAAAAAUAAAAGGCAAACAACAACAACAUUUAAUAGCACCAGGAGAAAAGAGAACUUACAUACAAGGAACCCCCCAUAUGACUAUUGGUGAAUUUCUCAACAGAAACUCUUCAGGCCAGGAGAGAAUGGGGUGACAUACAAAAUACUAAAAGAAAAUAACUGUCAACAAAAAUUCUAUACCCAGAAAAGCUGUCCUUCAAAAAUGAAGGAGGAAUAAAGAUUGUCCUGAACAAACAAAAGCUGAGGGGGGUUCAUUACAACCAGACCUGUCUUGCAAGAAAUGCUAAAGGGAGUUCUUUAACUCCCCUUAUAAUUAACACAAAAAUAAAAACACAAAAAGGUAGCAUGAAUCUCACUGACAAUGGCAAAUAUAUAGUCACAAUUGGAUUAUGCAAUAUGGUAAUAGUGAUACACCAUUCACAACUCUAGUUUAAAAAUAUUUUUUAAGAAUGUAGCAAAAAUAACCAUAAAUACAAUAACCUGUUGUUAUUUGCACCAUAUCAAAAAACCAUAAAUUGUAACAACAAUAAACUAAAAUGUGAGAGGCAGAGGGGAGCCUAGGAGGCUCAGUUGGUUAAGCAUCUGACUUUGGCUCAGGUUAUGAUCUCACGGCUGGUGAGUUCAAGCCCUGCAUUGGGCUCUGUGCUGGCCGCUUGAAGCCUGGAGCCUGCUUCAGAUUCUGUGUCUCCCUCUCUCUCUGCCCCUCCCUUGCUCGUGCUCUCUCUCUCAAAAAUAAAUAAACAUUAAAAUGUGAGGGGCCGAAAUAAAAAUGUAAAGUAUAAAAAUUCUAUUUAAGUUAUUAAUAGGUUUAAUAUAGGUUUAAAAUAGAGUGUUAUAAGUUUAAGAUAUAUUAUGCAUGCCUCAUGGUAACCACAAGGGAAAAUCUUGUAGUAAUAACACAAGAGAACACAAUAAAUAAGUCAAACUAUAUUGAUACAAAAAAAAAAAUCAAAAACACACACAAAAAAGACAGCAAGAUAGGAAACAAGGAACAAUGGAUCUACAAAAGAAUGAGAAAAAAAUUAGCAAAAUGGCAAUAGUAAGCCCUUACCUAUAAAUAAUUACAAUAAAUGUAAAUGGAUUAUAUUCUUCAAUCAAAAGAAUGGCAGAGCGGAUAAAAAAAUUCAACAAUAUCAGCCUUAAAAAAGACUCACUUUAACCUUAAAUAAAAGAAAAAAAAGGCAAGUAUAGCUACACUUAUAUCAGACAAAAUAAACUUUAAAAAUAAUAAAAAAAGAGUCAAAGAAGGUUAUUAUGUGAUGAUAAAGGAACCAAUACAUCAAGAAGAUACACAAUUGUAAAUAUUUAGGUGCCCAAGAAAAGAGCACUUUAAUACAUAAAGCAAAAACUAACAGAGUUAAAAGGAAAAAUAAACAGUAAUCCAAUAAUAGUUGGAAACUUUAAUACCCCACUCUCAACAAUGGAUAGAUCAUCCAGACAGAGAAUCAAUAAGGAAACAGUGGAUUUGAACAACACUAUAGAACAAAUAGACCUAGCAGAUGUACACAGAACAUUCUGUCCAACAGCAGAAUACACAAUCUUCUCAAGAGCACCUAGAACAUUUUCUAGGACAGACCAUAUGUUAGGCCACAAAACAGGCCAGCAAAUUCAAGAAGACUGAACUCAUACCAGUAGUGUGAAACUAAGAAUCAGUAAUAAGAGGAAAACUGGAAAAUUCACAAACACAUAGAAAUUAACAUUUUCCUGAGCAACCAGUGGGUCAAAGAAGAAAUUAGAGGAGAAAUAAAAGUUUAUUGAGACAAAUGAAAAUGGAAACACAACACACCAGAACUUAUGGGAUGCAGCAAAAGCAGUUCUACGAGAGAAGUUCAUAACAAUAAAUGCCUACAUGAGAAGUAAGAAAGUUCUCAAACAACCUAACUGUAUGCCGUAAGGAAUUAGAAAAAGAAGAACAAAUUGACCCCAAGGUUUGCAGAAGAAAGGAAAUAAGAUCAGCACGGAAAUAGAGAAUAGAAACACAAUAGAAAAGAUAAACCAACUAAGAGUUCUUCUUUGAAAAGAUAGAAUUGACAAAAUCCUAGCCAGACCAACCAAGGAAAUAAGAGAAAAAAAUUAAACAAAUCAACAAAAUUACAAAUAGAAAAAGAAACAUUACAGCUAUUACCAUAGAAAUUCAAAGGAACACAAGAGACUGUUAGAACAUAAAUUAGUGCAGCCACUAUGGAAAAUAAUAUGGAGGAAUCAUUAAAAAAUUAAAAAUAGAACUACCAUAUGAUCCUGCAAUUCUGCUCCUAAGAACAUAACCAAAGAUACUGAAAACACUACCUCAAAAAAGAUAUCUUGUACCCUCAUAUGAGUUCAUAACAGCAUUAUUGACUAUAGCUGAGACAUGUAAACAGUCUAAGUAUCCAUCAAUAGAUGAAUGGAUAAGGAAGGUAUGGGGUGUAGGGUGGUGUGUGUGUGUGUGUGUGUACACAAUGGAAUGUCAUUCAGCCAUUAAAAAAUGAAGAAAUCCUACUAUUUGGGACAACAACAAUGGACCUUAAAAGUAAUAUGCUAAGUGAAAUAAGACAAAAAUAAUCCUGUAUGAUCUCACUUAUAUGUGGAAUCUUAAAACAGUAACAACUCAUAGAUAAAGAGCUCAGCCUUGUGGUUUCCAAAGGUGGGAGGCGGGAGGAGGGGGGAUAAGAGGAAGGUGGUCAAAAGCUAUAAAUUUCCAAUUUAAGAUAAAUAAGCACUAGGGAUGUAAUGUACAACAUAAUGACUAGAGCUAACACUGCUGUAUGGUAUAUAGAAAAGGUGUUAAGAGAGUAAAUUCCAAGAGUUGUCAUCAGAAGAAGACAAUUUUUUCUUUUAUUCUUCUUUACUUUCCUUUUAUCGUAUCUAUAUGAGAAGACGGAUGUUAGUUAAACCUAUUGUGGUAAUCAUUUUACAAUAUAUGUAAAUGAAACCUUCAUGCUGUGUGCCUUAAACUUACACAGUGAUGCAUGUGAAUUAUUUCUCAAUAAAACUGAACAACAAAACUGUGUAUCACUUCUAUUCAUUGAAAGAACACUGUGAUAAUCAUAACUUCCUAGUAGCUGGUUAGAAAGAUCUUUAUUGCAAGUCUGCCUAAACACUGCACUGCAUGCCUAAAAGAACACUGGGAGCAGAUGAUCAAAUGUUUGUGUCAUUUGGCAAUUAAAUCUAAAAAGUUUAAUCCAACGUCAUUAUUAUAAUUUGGUGAAAUCCCAAAAUGACACUAAGAAUUUUGCUGAAUAAAAUAAUCAAAAGAAAUGCCUUAAGGUUUAAAAUUACAGUUCAGGUCCUCGUAGUUAGGAAACUUAGUAGUUAAUAUACGUAGCAUAUUUUUCUUUCAAAUACAUUGAUCUGACUGAAAUGCACUCUGUCAGUGAGAUCUAAAAGAUGGAUUUGUUUUGAAUGUACUUGCUUGAGUCUUAGGCACUGACGAUUUUCUGGCUUAUAAGACACAAAGCAUUCAAGAGCUCCAGCCUAUUCUAGUGACUGAGAUUUUAGCAUAGUUUUAACAGUACAUGUGCUUUAUCUCUCUCCUGUAAGUGUGAUCACAUCCAAUUACACCGCAGCUAUGUGACUCAGUACUGGGGUCUCUGUGAUGUUCACAGUGUUGGUUGCAAAUGAACCGUAAAUUCCUUAGGAAAAAUGGAGAGGAAAGGAGCAGCGGAAAUUGAAUUCUCAUCAUCUUCACCAUCAAUAAACAUUUACUGCGUACCUCCUAUGUUCUGCAAACAUUACCCCCAUAGGAGCCAUUUCAGUCCGCACCAUAUCUCUUCUUUGAGUUGUUUUACGGCUACCCUUAAGGCUCAGCACAGGCCCAAAGACCUACAACCGAUGACUAUUUUUACUAUUUGUAGUUAGUGUCACAAGAGCAUAAAGGUGAACGUUACCAGUGUAGACUUUUGGAGCUCACUGAUAUUUUCAUAGAUGAUACAUCUGAAAGGAAAACAGCAUAUAAUGUGAAAGCUUUGAAUUACGGUUGUUCAAAAACCAAUGUGUGUGCUGUGGCCAGUGUCUGCAAUAUGCAAUAAAGUGAAAUGACUCAUUA
This is a messenger RNA of Neofelis nebulosa (Clouded leopard), 8600 nucleotides long. It is a transcript of the gene CYYR1, whose product is annotated as cysteine and tyrosine rich 1. The transcript has 4 exons. Lineage: Eukaryota; Metazoa; Chordata; Mammalia; Carnivora; Felidae. The record is from RefSeq and is a predicted model, not a curated record. The coding region runs from base 371 to 889 and encodes 172 amino acids.